AUGAAAUCAGAUAUAAAACUUCCAUUAUUAGAUCACCAACCUUUAAAACUGAAUCCUAGCUACAAGUUAAAGUUUUAAAAUCCUCUAAGAAUAUAAUACAUGAGAUUUCUAGACAAAAGUGAUUUGAAAGAGACUGAAACUUUCUAUAUGAAAAAUUAUGCCAAAGCAUAUAAUAUACCAAUUCUUUGCACUUACCGAGGGCUGAUACCAAAGCAAAAGGAGGAGAAGAAAAAAGCAUUGUACAAAAGACCAAAUUAUAAAUACUUUAAAGAAGAGGAUUCUGAUUUGGAAGGUGAUUAAGUGUAGAGGAUUUUAUCGAUGAAAUAAUCCCAAAAAUAAAAGAAAUUGUUUGUUUCGGAAUGA
Messenger RNA from Paramecium tetraurelia, 363 nucleotides. RefSeq lists its product as uncharacterized. Lineage: Eukaryota; Ciliophora; Oligohymenophorea; Peniculida; Parameciidae. The transcript has 2 exons. The record is from RefSeq and is a predicted model, not a curated record.